AUGGCCUCCACAGUCCCUCACACCCGAGUAGUCAUCAGCUCCCACUCCCCAUCAACCAACAAGUCAACAUUCACAUCAGACAGCCUAGUCCCACCAUUCCACCCAUUCGGACCUCAAGUCUCCGCCCUAACGACCUUACAUUCCCUCCCCAGCGUACCGACAUCAAAUCUCCUUCCCAUCUCAGAUACGUCCAACACCCUCCCGAAAUGUCCACCAGCAGGCGUGUUAUGCAGCGUGGUAGAUUUCGCUCCAGCCGCAAAGGCGCCUAUGCAUAGGACCUUGAGUCUGGAUUAUAUUGUCAUCAUGACGGGCGAGAUUGUAGCCGUGCUGGAUGGUGGGGAGGGUGAGGAGCGGGUGUUGAAAGUUGGGGAUGUGAUGAUUCAGAGGGGGACGAACCAUAGCUGGGAGAAUAGGUCGACAGAGUGGUGCAAGAUGAUGGUUGUCAUGGUCGGCGCUGAGCCAUUGAAAGACGGAGAGGGGAAUGUGCUGGAGGAUACGCAAUUUGGCUCGAGGAAGUGA
Molecule: messenger RNA, 519 nt
Organism: Glarea lozoyensis ATCC 20868
Lineage: Eukaryota; Fungi; Ascomycota; Leotiomycetes; Helotiales; Helotiaceae
Product: RmlC-like cupin
Exons: 1
Coding region: 1-519 (172 amino acids)
Source: RefSeq, a predicted model, not a curated record